Molecule: messenger RNA, 9110 nt
Organism: Closterium sp. Naga37s-1
Lineage: Eukaryota; Viridiplantae; Streptophyta; Zygnematophyceae; Desmidiales; Closteriaceae
Source: the annotation of a GenBank genome assembly
UGGAGGAGUUCAAGCGCGGGCAGCGGUAUGCCAACUGGCGCACCAACGAGGAUGCCACUGAGCCCGGGCAGGGCGGCACUCUGCUAUCCUCAACGCCCUAUUACCACGAGCAGCACGGGGAGGGCCUCUUCACGCACAGCCUCUUCCGCCUCGGCAACCGCCUCCCCGACUGGGUGAACCGGCUGGUGCCGCCAUCGGCUCUGGUGGUGGAUGAGAAGAGCUGGAUCAACUACCCAUACUUCCGCACCAUCAUCACCAUCCCCUUCUUUAGCAAGCUCCGAAUGGAGAUCGAGACCAUUCACCUGCAGGACGACGGCUCGCACCGCAACGCCUUGGGGUUGUCGGCAGCUGAGCUGGCGCUGCGGCGCGUGGACUGGAUGGACAUCGGCAGUGAGCCCGUGUCUAGAAGAGACUACAAAGCUGAGCUGGACCCCCUAUUGGUCCGCUCCAAGCUCACAGGUCGCGGCCCCCUAACCCCGGGGUGGCAGAAGAGGGAGCGGCCGCUCAUGUGUGCAUACAAGGUGGUGCGGGCCCAGGCGGAGUACUGGGGUGUGCAGAACAGUGCAGAGCGGUUGCUCAUCAACUCGCUCAGGCAGAUCUUCCUGCUAGCGCACAAGAACUGCUUCGGCCUCUUAGAUCAAUGGUACUCGCUCUCGCUCGAACAGAUUAUUGCAAUCACUGACAAGAACAAGCCUCAGGUCCCCGUCCCAAAGCCCCUCCCUCCUCCCGAACCUGCUGCCGAGCCUGUUCCAAGAUCUGCCGCCGAACCUGAAGCUCGUAGCAAGAGGGAGGGGAUCGCAGCAGGCGGUGUGGAAGAGGGGAGGGAGGGGAGGAGGGAUGGGCUUCUGACGAGAGGGAGUGAGAGUGAGGGAGGUGAGGAAGGGGAGGAGACGGAGGAGGAAUCAGAGGAGGAGGAUGAGGAGUGGGAUGAUGAAGUGGAGUUCUACGAAGCACAGAUGCAGUGGGCGGCAGAGGAAGAGCUCUUUGGAGAGAAGAUGCUUUCAGAUCUGGGCCAUCCGCUCUCCCUCUGCUUGGAGCAGCCUCCGCCCCUGUGCCCCCUCUGCUGUGCGCGCACGCAGCACCAGGGCGCACAGCAGGGCGGGCAGGCCGAGGGGAGAGAGAGGUCGGUAGAAGCUGGCAGGGCAGUGCAAGAGUCUGCACCGGCUGUGUUCUGUGUGUCGUGUGGCGAGUUCUUCUGCCACCGCUGCUUUCACGAGUUCCACAUCACGCCUCGCUUGCAGCAGCAUGCCACACACCCCAUCGCUUCUUCCCACACGAUUCCUCCUGCCGCCCAUGCUGACGCACAGAAUGGCUACUCCUCUCCACUCAAUCAGAACCUGCCACCGGAGGAGAGGAGGGACGAGAGGGAGAGGAGGGGGGAGGAGAGGGAGAGGAGAGGGGAGGAGAGGAGGAGCAAGGAGGGGAGGGGGAAGGGCGGCCUGCUAGGGAGAGAUGGGGGUCGCAGGGGGAGCUGGCGUAUGGGGGAGGGGGAGAAGGGGGAAGAGGGUUUGUCGGAGGAGGGGGGAAGGGGAGCAGGGUUGUGGGGGGGGGGAGGGGUUGAGAGGGGGGAUGGGAGGAGAGCAAGUGGGAGGUGGGUCGCAGGUAAGCGCAGCAGCGCUGCCUUGAACAGCAGAGAUUCUCAGGUGGAUUUCCAGGUGGAAAAUCAGGUGGUUGCAGCAGAGGCCGCAGAGGGCAGGGACGUGCAGAAUCGGAGCUCAUUCAACUUGUGGUUACAUGGUAACCCUGAUAAGCUUCUGGAAGCGGAUACUCCUCUUGCUGCAGCUGCUACUGCUGGUGCUGCUGCUUCUGCUGCUUCUGUUGCUGCUGCUGCUUCUGCUGCUGCUGCUGCUUCUGCUGCUGCUGCAGCGGCUCCUGCUGAUGCUGGUUGUGCUGCUGAAUCUGCUGCCGCUGCUGCUCCCAACGAUUCCAACAUUCCCAGCACUCGACGUGCUGCCUAUGCCAGUGAUCCCAGUGCGUGUGCCUCUGCCAGCGGAAGUGCACAGGGGGCGAGCCCCAUUUGGGAAGGGCAGGCCGGCAUGCAGGAGGGGUCAAGUGGAAGGCCAGUGAGGGAGCGGCUAAGGGAGGAGUACGAGGGGCAAGCAGUGGAGCUCUCAGUGGCUCUCGUUGGUGGUAUCCUCGCCAUCUAUAAGGCCGCUGCUAACGCUGAUGCUAAUGCUAAUGCUGCUUCUGCUACUGAUGCUGCUGCUGCUGCACCCUCCGCCGCCUUGCACGGAAUCCCAUCCCCCACACUGACCUCCUCGCUAUCCUCACCAUCGCUCGCAUCGCUGGGUUCCGGAGCAUCUCAGCCGUCCGUCUCUGCCCGGCACUCUGACUCCGCCCUGGCUCACAUUGACCCUCCCACCCCUCUCUCCACCUCUCACCCUCCCUUGCCUUCUUCCAACAUAUCCUCUCAGCAGCCGCAGCGGCAGCAGCAGCAGCAGCAGCCAGGCACCCCGUUUGAACGCUCACGCGCCUUCUCCUGGAUGGGUCCUAGAGUCUUCUCCCGCUCCGCCACCUCCCCCGCCCUCUCCCACACUCACUCACACACCACUGCUGCCCCACACUCGCCCGCUGCUUCUCUCACCUCCACUCUCUCUGCUGCCGCUACCAAUUCCCCCUGGUCCUCUGCUGCCAGUCUUCCUGGCAGCAUUGCAAGCUCAGCAGCGGCUGUUGCUGGCGUUGCUCCUGAUUUGCCUGAAGAUGAUGUGUGUGAUGGUGACUCAGCACCUGGGGUUGCUGAUGUGACUGUAACAAAUGGGGAAAAUGUGACUGUAACAAAUGGGGAAAAUGUGACUGUAACGGAUGUGCAAGUGGUUCUGGACUAUCUGGCAUCGGAAGCAGGCACAGCUCAUCGACAUGAGCUCCAACGGUUCAGGAUCCUAUCAGAGCUGUUGGCAGACGUGCAGCCACAGCAGCUGGGGCACUCGGAGCGACUGGCCUUCUGGAUCAACGUGUACAACGCACUAGCCAUGCAUGCGUACCUGGUGUAUGGCCAGCCACGCAGCCACUACAAGCGAGUCAUGUUCAUGCACAAGUCGGCCUACAUCAUUGCUGGCCUGCCCUUCUCCAUCCUCGCUAUAGAGCACUGCAUUUUAAAAGCUGCGUCCUUCCAACCAGCACUGGCGGGUCUGCUGCCAGUGCAGCGCUACAGGCGGGGGGACGUGCGCUACAGCCUGGCUCUGGACCGGCCCGAGCCUCUCGUCACUUUUGCUCUCAGCUGUGGCUGCGCCUCCGCUCCCCUUGUAAGCCUCGCCUCCCUCUGGCCCUCCUCACUCUCACCCCCCCUCUCCAAUUCCCUCCCUCCUCUCCCCUUUUUACAUGUGCUGAAUCGGACGAAACUCGCUUCACCUUACGGCCGCGAUUCCGUGCAACCACACGAUGAACGGACUUCCCGCGUGCGCGCAGCAGCCUCUGCGGGCAGCGCGGCGGCGGAUUCAGCGGAGGCGGAAGAGAGCACAGUGGCGGAAGACAUGAAGCAGCGGAGAGGCCUCCGCGGCAAGACCGAGGCUGACGUCAUCGUCAUCGGUUCCGGGAUCGGCGGGCUCUGCUGCGGCAGCCUCCUCGCGCGCUACGGCCGCGACACGCUGGUCCUCGAAAGCCACUACCUCCCGGGCGGCGCGGCGCACGGAUUCACGCGAAACGGCUUUUCAUUCGACACGGGCCCGUCGCUGUUCUCGGGAUUGUCGUCGCGCGGCCCGCAGGCGAACCCGCUCGCGCAGGUUCUCGACGCGUUAGGAGAGACGGUGCCGUGCGCGGCGUACGACAGCUGGAUGUGCUACCUGCCUGAAGGGGACUUCCUCUCCCGCAUCGGCCCAUCUCACUUCAUUGAGGUGCUGCAGCAGCGAGUAGGGGAGAGCGCCGUGCAGGACUGGCGAAAGCUUAUGUCAGUGGUGGAGCCUCUAGCCGGGCCCUCCAUGGCCCUCCCCCCAGCCGCUCUCCGUGCCGACCCUGCCGUGCUGCUCACUGCAGGGCUGAGGUACGGCCCGAGCCUGCUCCGCACGUUCGGCAGCGCCGGGCCUGCAGCCGCCCUCAACGCGUCGAAGCUGAUGAGCCCGUUCUCAUCGCUAGCGGACUCGGUGGGAGUGAAGCACCCCUUCGUGCGCAACUGGAUCGACCUGCUCUCCUUCCUGCUCUCGGGACAGAAGGCCGACGCCACCAUUGCUGCUGAAGUGGUGUACAUGUUUGCAGAGUGGUACAAGCCAGGGAGCGUCAUGGAGUACCCUCUCGGCGGCCCAGAGGCGAUUAUCGAGGCGCUUAUAAGGGGGAUGGAGAAGCACGGCGGGCAGCUCUCCCUGAACUGCCACGUGGACAGCAUAGUGGUGGAGGGCGGCCGGGCAGUCGGUGUAAAACUUAAAUCCGGGCAGAUUGUUCGUGCCCGGACAGCCGUGGUGAGUAAUGCAUCGGUGUGGGAUACCAUGCGACUGCUGCCACCUGGGAGUGUACCUGCGGAGUAUCGGAAAGAGAGGGAGGCUACACCUGAGUGUGACUCAUUCAUGCACCUGCACUUGGGGAUAAAGAAGGAGAAUCUUCCUGCUGACCUGGAGAUCCAUCACAUCGUGGUCAAUGAUUGGUCCGUGGGCGUCGACGCUCCUCAAAACGUGGUCCUCAUCUCCAUCCCGACCGUUCUCGACGCCUCGCUGUCGCCACCUGGCACCGUCUCAUUGCACGCGUACACUCCGGGGACCGAGCCCGCUUCGCUGUGGCAAGGCCUGGAUAGGCGAUCGGCUGAAUACAAGAAGCUUAAGGAGGAGAGGGCCGAGGUGAUGUGGAAAGCAGUGGAAAGGGUACUUGGCCCGGAAGACGGCGAAGCGGAUUACAUGCGGUAUCUAGACUCGGAGCAAGCAGUCAUGGAUUACGACAUGUGCGACGAAGACAGCGACGAAUGCGACGCGUGCGACUAUACCGAUGACAGCAGCGACGCGGACAGUCAAGACGGCUCACAGGGAGAUUGGGACUGGGACGCGACGCCUCGGCGGGACAGGACGGCCGACGCGCGGCAAUAUCAAGGAGAAGACGACUCGGACGAGGACAACGACAUGCUGGACGGCGCGGCGGACGUGAGCGCACAACAGGCGGCGCGGGGGCGGGACAUUCAGGGCAUCCCGUGGGAGCGGCUGCACUUCACGCGCGCCAAGUACCGCGCCAUGCGCCUGCAGCAGUACAAGAACUACAAGAACCUCGACGUCCCAUUGGACGCUGUCGAUAAGGAAGUGAAGCAGGUCAGCACAGACGCGGAGUUCUUCAGUUUCGCCUACAACACGCGCGCCGUCAAGUCCACCAUCGUGCACUUCCAGCUGCGCAACCUAGUGUGGGCGACGUCGAAGCAUGACGUGUACACGAUGCACGGGCACACCAUCGGCCACUACUCCGCGCUCUCCCGCCGCUCCGUUGACUUCCUUGACCUCAGCGGACCCGUCGUGCCCAUCUCCCAUCUACAGCGCGCCCCCUGGCUGUACCACCAGCGCGCCACCACUGCCACACUGCGCCCAGGCGGACCCAGGCUCUAUGGGGGCGGUGGGACAGGGGGAACGGGCGGAGCAGGUGGGGGAGUAGCCACUGGCGCGGGGGGAGCAGCAGGGCCGGGGAGAGGGGAUGGAGGGGGAGGGGCGGCGGCAGGGGGGAAUGGGGCGGAUGAUGGGACGUGGGAACCAGUGGGUCGGGUGCAGGUGAGCACGCUGUGUGUGCGCAACGGGCUGGUGGCAGCGGGGGGCUUCAACGGCGAGAUGGUGUGCAAGCGGCUGGACAGCGGCGCAGAGGGCGGCGUGUCGUAUGCUGGGCGGAUAACACGCGAUGAGAGCGCCAUCACCAAUGCCGUAGAGAUCUUUGAAUCCGCCAGCGGAGCAGUGCGAGUGUUGACGUCCAACAACGACUGCCUCGUGAGGGAGUUUGAUGCUGACUCGUUUGCCAUCAUCGCCCGCCACCACCUGCCAUGGCCCAUCAAUCACACGUCAGUAUCCCCGAACGGCAAGCUGGUGGUUGUGGUGGGGGAUGAUCCAGACGCCUUCCUCAUGGACGCCACGUCUGGCCGGGUGGUGGCGCCUCUGAGCGGCCAUGUGGACUACUCCUUUGCAUCGGCGUGGCACCCCAACGGCCUCACAUUCGCCACGGGCAAUCAGGACACCACCUGCCGUGUCUGGGACCUGCGCUGCCUCUCCCGCUCCCUUGCCACGCUCAAAGGCCGCAUGGGCGCGAUCCGGUCCGUCCGUUUCUCAUCCGACGGCCGGUUUUUGGCCGUAGCAGAACCGGCGGAUUUUGUGCAUGUGUAUGAUGUGAAAGGGGAGUAUGAGAGGAGCCAGGAGAUCGAUCUGUUUGGGGAGAUUGCGGGGGUGUCGUUCUCUCCGGAUUCGGAGGCGCUGUUUGUGGGUGUGGCGGAUCGCACUGAUUUUGCAUUCCUGCUGCUGCCUCUGCCCGCCUGCCCGCCCCCCUCCACCAGCCGCACGUUCCGCGCGUUUGAACGGUGGAUGCGCGACGAGGCCAAGAUCCAAUGGUCAGAAAAGCUCGUUUUCCUCCUCACCUGCCCUCCCCCUCCCCCGCGCAACCUCCGCCACGGCGCACGCGCCCGUCACUCCCGCGCCUCUCCUUCCGUCUCCCCCGGUCCCUCCGCCUGCCCCCCGCCUGGUCCGCUCCCCGUGGGGGUGUUUGCACGCGCGCCCCUCCCCCUUGGCGCAUCCGUUGCGACCAUCCCCAAGUCCGCCUGCCUGACUCCGCGCACCUCCCGAAUUGCGCCCUACCUCUCCGCCUCCCCGUUCUUUCAAGCAGAGGGGGAGGCGGAAGGGGAAGGGGAAGGGUCAGAGGCGGGGCAAGGGGAGGCGGAUGAGGAUGGGGAGGGGGAGGAAGAGGAGGGGGGAUCAGGGGGCGGAAGGGUGGGUGGGGAGGGCCAGGGGGAGUUGAGCAGUGCAGCGUUGGUGGCAGCAGUGCUCUUUGAGAGGGCUCUGGGGGCGAGAUCCCGGUGGGCGGCGUAUUUUGGACAGAUGCCGGAGAGAGAAGACGUGCCGGCCGUCCCCGGUGACCUAGCAGGCAUGCGAGGGGAGUGGAAGCACCAGAUUCUGCCCUUCCUCCUCUCCCUGCCGCCCCACUUCCUCCACCUCGUCCCACCAAACCUGCCAAAUGGCCCCAAUAGUCAACACCCACACGAGAAGACGCUACCAGAGCCGCUGACGUCAACCAAUCAGCAGCUGCCAGAUCAGCUGUCAUGGGACGCCUACCUGGUGGUCAAGUCGCUCAUCUCCUCGCGAGCCUUCGCCAUCGACAGCUGGCAUGGGCACGGCAUGGUGCCCCUGGCUGACCUGUUCAACCAUCGCACAGCAAGCGAGUCAGUGCACUUCACAAUCAACGACGAGGAGAGUGAUGCUGAGGGCAGUGAUGCUGAGGGCAGUGAUGCUGAGGGCAGUGAUGCUGAGGGCAGUGAUGCUGAGGGCAGUGAUGCUGAGGGCAGUGAUGCUGAGGGCAGUGAUGCUGAGGGCAGUGAUGCUGAGGGCAGUGAUGCUGAGGGCAGUGAUACUGAGGGCAGUGACCCAGACCAUGAGGAGGAGGAUGGUGAGAUCCGAAGCGAGAAGAGGAAGGAUGGAGACAAGGAGACGAACGGGGAGAGAGGGAGCGGGAAACACGAGAGGGAGGAUAGUUCACCUGAGAAGGAAGGCCAAAGGGAGAAGCCAAGCGAGCAGCUGGAAAUGAUCAUGGUGCGGGAGGAGGGACCUGGGGACGAGGUAUUUAACACCUACGGCCAGCUCAGCACCGCAGCUCUUCUGCUCCGGUACGGCUUCACCGAGCCUCUCAGCUUCGGUGGCGCCGGACCUAAGGGUGGGGAGGAGGAGCUGCCAGUCAGGCUCGGCAAGGGUGUACCAUGGGGUGGAGAAGAGGAGCAGUUGGAGUGUAUAUGCAAUCUACAGUACAACCCAUUUGAUCUGGUUAAUGUGGACCUGAACGUAAUUAUAAAGGGGCUCAGUCUUGACCAAUCACAGGCCAGUAGGAGAGGAGGGAGAGCAAGCCAAGGAGAGCGUUUCGCAAAAACAGGGCGAGAAUCCAGCCAAUCACAUCGCAGGGGUUCAGGAACUUCCCGGGCGGCAAAGAUUGCUCGUGACGAUCCUACCUGCCCUUCCACUUGCUCCUCCCGGCGUUUGCGGUGGGCUGUGAAGUUGUUAGAGAGGGCUGGGUGCCCCCCGUUAGAGUCACAAGGGGAGAGAUAUUUCGAAAUAUCUGCUGACGGGCGGCCGCAGCUGGAGCUGCUGCUGCUGCUGAGGUUGGCGGGGUUGGGUGACGUGGCAGCUGCCAGGGUGGACGCCAGCGUGGCAGAGAGGGAGGCUGACGUGGAUUGGGCCGAGAUGGGGGCUGCUGAGCUGGCAGGGAUGGUGGAGGAGUGGGUGGAGGGGAUGGGGGAGAGGGAGGGGAAAGUUGGGCGAGCCGAGAGUGGGGGAGGGAAAGAGAAGGAGGGGCAGGAUGGUAGCGGAAAGAAUAUUCAGGGGAGAAAGAGGAGGGAAGGAGAGGAGAGGAGGCGUGAUGGUGAGGUGUCAGCGAGAGGAGAUGAAGGGGAGGUUGAGUUGGGUUCGGAUGGGUCAAGUGAGGGGAGGAAGGGAAGGAAGAGAAGAAGAGGGGGGAAGGAGAGAAGGGACAGUGGUGGUGGGAAGCAUGGUUCGAGAACAGAGUGCCAGGAGGAGCGAGAGAUGGUGGGAGUGGAGAGGGAGGAAGAGAAUGGGGAUGAGGAGGAGGAUGGGGCGGAGAGAGGAGAGGAAAAUGGAGAGGAGGAGGGAGAGGGGGAUCGAGAGGGAAGUGGAGAGGAGGGUGAGGAGGAGGGAGAGGAGGAGAGCAACGAAGAAGAGGUGGCAGCAUCCCGUCGGCUACUUGAGCUACCAACUGUGCGAGCCCUACUCGGAACAGUGCUGCGAGCACGUGAUAUCAUGAAUGGGGAUUUGAAUAGGGCUGAGAUGUACGGGGGGGCGCGUGAUGUGGUGGCGAGUAGCAGAGCGGUGAAGGGCGCGUGGACAGUGGUGGAUGAGUUGAGGGCUGCACGGGCGAUGGAGAUGGAGGAGAGUGUGAUGGGGGGAGCGGUGUGGCUGGGUGAGCGGUGCUUGUGUGGGAGGGAGUGGGAAGUAGAGGAGGCGUGCAGAUUGUGA